AUGUCGGGAGCUGCUCUUGUUGCAAUAGUAGCUUCGAUCGGCAAUCUGCUUCAGGGGUGGGACAAUGCCACCAUCUCAGGUGCUCUAUUAUAUAUAAAGAAGGAGUUCAAACUAGAAAGUGAGCCUAAUGUGGAGGGGCUGAUUGUGGCCAUGUCACUAAUUGGAGCAACUAUCAUUACAACAUUCUCUGGACCAGUAUCAGACUGGAUUGGCCGGCUCCCUAUGCUCAUCCUCUCUUCAGUUCUGUACUUUGUUAGCAGCCUCAUUAUGCUAUGGUCCCCGAAUGUCUAUGUACUACUGCUGGCACGUCUUAUAAAUGGAUUCGGUGUCGGCUUGGCUGUCACUCUUGUUCCUCUGUACAUUUCAGAAACAGCUCCUCCAGAGAUAAGAGGUUUGCUGAAUACACUGCCACAGUUCAGUGGGUCAGGGGGGAUGUUUUUGUCGUACUGCAUGGUGUUCGGGAUGUCACUGCUGCCAUCACCUGAUUGGAGGAUUAUGCUUGGGGUUCUCGCGUUACCUUCAUUGUUUUUCUUUGGUUUGACAAUAUUUUAUCUGCCUGAAUCACCAAGAUGGCUUGUCAGCAAAGGGCGAAUGGCAGAGGCAAAGAAGGUGUUGCAAAGAUUACGUGGGAAGGAUGACGUCACAGGCGAAAUGGCUCUUCUUGUUGAAGGGUUGGAGGUCGGAAGGGAUACCUUCAUUGAAGAGUACAUCAUUGGUCCUGCUAUCGAACCAGCUGAUGACCACGUCGCUGAUGGUGAUAGAGAACAAAUAAUACUAUUUGGGCCUGAAGAGGGCCAAUCAUGGAUAGCUCGGCCUUCCAAAGGACCCAGCAUGCUUGGAAGUGUGCUUUCUAUCGGAUCUCGUCAUGGCAGCAUGGUGAACCAAAAUGUACCCUUUACGGAUCCUAUUGUCACGCUUUUUGGGAGUGUCCAAGAGAACAUCUCUCUCGCUGGAGGAAGUAUGAGGAGAAAAGUGUCUUCAAAAUUUGACAGUAUGAUCAGUAUCACAGAUCAGCACCCCAAGACCGAGCAGUGGGACGAGGAGUAUGCAACUGAUGGUGCUGCAAGUGACUAUGAAAACAAUGUACACAGCCCUCUGCUGUCCCGACAGAAUACAAGUGCCGAAGGGAAGGACAUUGCACAUCACGGGCACCGUGGAGGUGCUUUGGGUUUGAGAAGAAGCCUGUCCGAUGAGGGUGGUGAGGCAGCAACCAGCACUGGCAUUGGUGGCGGAUGGCAGCUCGCCUGGAAAUGGUCAGAGCGAGAAGGUGAGGACGGUAAGAAGGAAGGGAGUUUCAAAAGAAUCUACUUACACCAAGAGGGAGUUGCUGGCUCAAUAAGGGGAUCUGUUGUCUCACUUCCUGGUGGAGGUGAUGCCUCUGAAGGUGGUAAGUUCAUACAUGCUGCUGCUCUGGUCAGCCAGUCAGCUCUUUACCCGAGGGAUAUUACAGAACAGCGCAUGGCCGGUCCAGCCACAAUGCACCCAUCAGAGGCAGCUGCCAAAGUUCCAAGCUGGAGAGACCUGUUUGAACCUGGUGUGAGACGUGCCCUGUUAGUUGGUAUUGGAAUUCAGAUCCUUCAACAGUUCGCGGGAAUAAAUGGGGUUCUCUACUACACUCCGCAAAUUAUGGAGCAAGCUGGUGUGGCAGUUCUUAUUUCCAAUCUUGGUCUCAGUUCGGCAUCAGCAUCCAUCCUAAUUAGUUCUGUCACCGCCCUACUUAUGCUCCCUAGCAUUGGUUUAGCCAUGAGACUUAUGGAUGUAUCUGGAAGAAGGUUUCUGCUGCUAAGGACAAUUCCAGUCUUGAUAGCAUCUUUAAUUGUCCUGGUUGUGUCUAAUGUUAUCGAGUUGGGUACAGUGGUCCAUGCUGUGCUCUCCACAAUUAGUGUCAUCACCUACUUAUGCUGCUUCAAAAUGGGCUUUGGCCCCAUUCCCAACAUUCUAUGUGCAGAGUUUUUUCCAACCAGGGUUCGUGGCAUCUGCAUUGCCAUCUGUGCCUUGGUAUUUUGGGUUGGAGACAUUAUCGUCACAUACAGUCUUCCUGUGAUGCUGAAUGCUACUGGUCUAGCAGGCGUGUUUGGCAUAUACGCAGUUGCCUGUGCCAUUGCCUUUGUGUUUGUCUAUCUUAAGGUUCCGGAGACAAAGGGCAUGCCCCUUGAGGUCAUCACUGAGUUCUUUGCAGUCGGUGCAAAGCAAGCGGUUGCAAAGGCCUAG
This is a messenger RNA of Miscanthus lutarioriparius, 2211 nucleotides long. The record is from the annotation of a GenBank genome assembly. Lineage: Eukaryota; Viridiplantae; Streptophyta; Magnoliopsida; Poales; Poaceae.